Tigriopus californicus is the source of this 2205-nucleotide messenger RNA. RefSeq names its product serine/threonine-protein kinase pim-1-like. The record is from RefSeq and is a predicted model, not a curated record. Gene Ontology annotation, biological process: protein autophosphorylation. Gene Ontology annotation, molecular function: ATP binding; protein serine/threonine kinase activity. The transcript has 3 exons. Gene Ontology annotation, cellular component: cytoplasm. NCBI's taxonomy places the organism in Eukaryota, Metazoa, Arthropoda, Copepoda, Harpacticoida, Harpacticidae. The coding region runs from base 666 to 1814 and encodes 382 amino acids.
CCAGUCGCGCACGUGCGUAAGUAGAGUCUACGAAAACAACGAAUGUUCGGCUAAAACAUUGAGCAUAUCAUCCAUGGACUGAUAUGUUCAAACAAUAACUAACGUCAUAUUAUGGACUUUAAAUUGUCCAACUGAAACCCAUGUGUGAGGCCUAAGACUCAUGAUAAGUCAUAAUGGAUACCCAAAACUCUUGUCGUGAUGUAAUUCCCAGUUCUUGAGAAGCGCAAACACACGGGAAAAGAACACUCUCGGUGUGCUGCGGUUCAUUCACUACGUUUCGCUCGCCCUCCAGCCCUCUGUCGUCUCUAUCUCCUCUCUGAUAUGAGAACGUAAACUUGUGAGCGAGUGGAAUUUCCUUCCAAACGUCAAGAGCGCACACGCACAUGGACAUUGAGAGGAGGAGUGCGCAUUGCGCACCUCAGUCUCACCAAUAAUAGUGAGGAACAUCCCGAAUGAAGAACAGUUUCAGAGCUAGCCUCAAAGCAUAAACACAAGAGCAAUUCUGUGCUAAACACUUCCAAAAGUUCUCGUUCCAACUUCGAGCAGACCUUCAUCACUCAAGUGGUUCCAAACUGAACAGUGCUCUCAAGACACGAGUGUUUGGAUCAAUAUUCAACACGAAUUCUACCGACACAAUUGCACUUCAAACCCCACCCGCGAAUAACAUGAGAUUGCGGGAUCUAUUAAAUCUAUCAUCCUCUAAAGGAUCAACCACCACCAUGCAGAGAGAGUCCGUCUCAAGCCAACGAGAGUUCUCCAAGCAAUACGCCUUGGGAGCCGUGUUGGGCAAGGGUGGAUUUGGGACCGUCUAUUCGGCCCAUCGCAUCAAGGACCGCCUACCCGUGGCAGUGAAGAUUGUAAGCAAGAAUCGAAUCAUUGCAAUGGACAAGAAUGCUACCCACAUCCCCAUUGAGGUGGCCCUAAUGAAGCAAGUGGCCAGCGUACCCGGGGUCAUCAAAUUGAUCGACUUCUUCGAGAUGCCUGAUUGCUUCUUCCUGGUCAUGGAGCGCAUGAACAACUGCAAAGACCUCUUCGAUUACAUCUCGGACGCCGGAUUCGUACCCGAGGUCCUGGCCAAGCGAUUCUUCAGACAGAUCUUGACCACGGUCAUUCAGUGCCAGGAAUCCGGAGUGCUUCAUCGCGAUAUCAAGGAUGAAAAUCUCCUGAUCGAUACCAAAACUUUGGAAUUGAAGUUGAUCGACUUUGGAAGCGGUGCCCAAUGGAAAGAGGAUGUUUACACUGACUUUGAUGGAACCAGAGUGUAUGCUCCUCCAGAAUGGAUCAAGUUUCGUCGGUACCGAGCCGAUGGACUCACCGUGUGGUCUUUGGGGAUUCUGCUCUUUGAUAUGGUCUGCGGAGAUAUUCCCUUUGAAAGUGAUUCCCAGAUUAAGCGAGCCCAUUUGAGUUUCCGACCCGAGCUGAAGCUCAGUCUCGAGGUCCAGGAUCUGAUCCAACGAUGCUUGACCGUGAACCAAUCAGAUCGAAUCAAUCUCAGUCAGAUCUUGGAUCACCCGUGGAUGCAAGUCUCCGAACCGCAGGGGACCUUCAUGAAAUCCCUUCCCGUACUUCAACGGGCCCUGUCUCAACCCAUGGCCGUGGCUAAUCAAACCAAGCCCGCCAAAGAGAUCAGUAAUUCGCUCGAAUCCGAGAUGAGCGAAGAUUUCAGCAUGGGAUCAUUGUCAGAUUCUCCUGGUUCAUCCAUGUCGAUUUCUCCCAUCCCCAUGCUCCACCCUAAGGGUUUGCAAAGGAACAAGAUCAGUGUGGGAGACCUCACUUUAGCUGGAUCCUCAGUGGAAACCCCAAUGUCGCUCUAGAUCUGUGAUUUAGAUCAGUCAUCCACGCCAGUCAUACUUGCAGUCGAGAAACCAAACUUCUUCGCAUACGCUCUAGGUCAAAGAAGCGACACCCUCCACUACACAUAAAACAACUACCAGUCCAUAAAUCAAUACCAAAUGUCCUUGUGUUAGAUCUGAUGUACCCCCAAGUGAUAAAAUCUUAUCUUGUCAGAAAGAAUUGACGAAUAAUUCAACUUUGAUUCUAGCCCCCCCUCCCCAAAUGUCAGCGACGAUAUAAACUUUUUUUUUAUAGAAAAAGUAUAUUGAAAAUAUAUCUAGUAUAUAUUUCAAAAUGUCGAUCGAUGGUUAUCGAACAACUAUUUAUGUAUCAUUAUCAACAUUGAAUCAAUAAAUAUUCUUGAAAAAAUAA